AAUAACCGUUUGCUACAUAAAAGGGUUAAAUGUGGAUGGCUCUACCUACGAAAGAGGAAGUUUUUACAGCAGCAAACGUGAAUGUAAAUAAUGAAUGACAAAAGUUGAGAAGUUUUAGAAUUCACUUUUGAUUGUGGAUUUAUGCUUAAAUCUAUUUGAGACUUUUACAGGGUGAUUUUCACACGCUUGCUGUUCCAGUGAAACGUUGCCUGGAGCUGAAACGAACAACAAAACAAAACCAACUUAGCAAACUAACACCAUGGCAGGAUCCGAGUCAAAAGCUGCCAAAGAUUUAACUGCAAUAAUGGAGACGACUAUGCAGCAACUUCAGAGCAGGUUUCAAAACCUAUCUGAACAGAUCAUCUCUAAAAUGGAUGAGAUGGGAACUCGUAUCGAUGACCUGGAGAAGACGUUUGCUGAUCUUAUGACACAAGCAGGGACAGCAAAUCUUCAGAAAUCAAAGCAAGUGUAUUAG
Molecule: messenger RNA, 475 nt
Organism: Danio aesculapii
Lineage: Eukaryota; Metazoa; Chordata; Actinopteri; Cypriniformes; Danionidae
Product: heat shock factor-binding protein 1
Biological process (GO): cellular heat acclimation
Cellular component (GO): nucleus; cytosol
Molecular function (GO): transcription corepressor activity
Source: RefSeq, a predicted model, not a curated record